AUGUCCGCCGCUCCCACCACCCUGCUGAGCCUGGCGCUCUGUCUGGGCCACACGACCCGCACAAGGGCAGGGGAGUCUUCUCCCCACCCCCUCUGCACCCCGCAGGCAGACCCCGGCGCUGUAAGACCCCAGGGGCGGCCUGUGACCGUUGUGUGCAGAGGCCCUGCUGGGGCUGAGGAAUUCCGUCUGGAGAGGAAGGAAAAUAGGAGUGACUUCCAGGAUGAGAAAGCUGUGUCUCAGAUUGCGCCACAGCAGACAGAGGCCAGAUUCCGCCUCACCGCUCUGAGUAGAGACGCUGCGCAGCAGUAUCAGUGCCUCUAUCGAAGAGGUGAUCGGUGGUCUGAGCCCAGUGACGCCCUGGAGCUGGAGGUGACAGGGACUGCUGUGAAAAGCAGACGAGAUCAGAGAUGGGGGUUCUUGCGCUUGGGGUGGGAACCCAGAAGGAGGCCUGCCGACAGAGCACGUUUACAUUCUCGUUGGGGUCCCUGCGGCCUUGCUCCUUUGCCUCCUCCUCCUGGGCCUUUUCCUCCUCCGUCGUCAGCGCCAGAGAAGACGGGGGCCCCCCAGCAGCAAAGGCUCCGCCCAGCUGCUGACGUCCCAGGUGGGACACCAGAUCUGGCCACUGUUGACAGACUUCCUGAGAAGAACGGGGAAGUGGACACCUCAGCUCCUGCUGCAGGAGGCCCCCAGGAGGUGAUAUAUGCCCAGCUGGACCACCUGGCCCUCACACAGAGCGUGGCGGGAGCUGUGUCCCUGCUGUCCGCAGAGCCCACGGCCAAGUCCAGCAUGUACGCAGCCCUUGCCAGGCACUGA
Molecule: messenger RNA, 813 nt
Organism: Kogia breviceps (pygmy sperm whale)
Lineage: Eukaryota; Metazoa; Chordata; Mammalia; Artiodactyla; Physeteridae
Source: RefSeq, a predicted model, not a curated record